GCGGGGACUUCGGGGCCGGUAUAAAAAGUGGAUGGUGGCUCACGUGUCCAAGGAUGGCACGGUCACGUUCUAGAUCCCCCAGGUGGAAACACAGGUCUUUAUCACCAUUACCUAGAAAUUCUGAAUAUUACAAGCAAAGGCAUUCUCCUGAGCGUUAUGGCUGUGAAUAUAGGAAGGAUCCAGAAAGACCCAUGGCUUGGAGAAUGGACAAUGAGAAAUAUGGGCAGAGUAAACCAAGGAUUCCUUCUCGUGGAAAUAUACAUUACCGAUCUUAUGAACAAAGAUCACCUUCCCCAAAUACAAGAAGAGACUCUUUAGAAAAUUUUUAUGCUUAUAAGCCUCACCGAGUAUAUUUACCAGAAAGAGAGGAUGGUAACAGAAGAUCUCAGUAUAUGCCCAGCUACUCAGAAGGUGUACCCUACAAAGAGCACCAGAGGAAUUGUUAUCCCCAGAAAGUGCAAGGAAGGUAUACUCCUGAUGACCACAGAGUGAGAGGAAGUGGAAAAGGAGGGAAACCACCUCAGAGGUCAAUAGCAGAUUCUUUUAGAUUCGAAGGAAAGUGGCAUGAAGAUGAGUUGAGGCACCAGAGGAUACAAGAUGAAAACUAUUCUCCAUCAUUUAGAAGAGGUUCUGAAGAUUUUGAGAAAAGGAGCUCUUUUCCCAAGAGGUAUCCUGAGGAUCGUGAUUUCAGAACAUAUGGACACACAUCAACAAGACCUCAAGACGUGGAGAGGUAUGAAAGCAGAGAGCCUGCCAGGAACCCACAGUGGAAGUUUGAGCAUUCUUUUUCACCUUACCAAGAGAAGAAAGAUCACCGGAACCUUGGGCCCCAAACUCAUCGACAUGCUCAGAGGGAACCCCCAGAGACCAGUUCAGCAACCAGGCUAUCCUGUGACUAUCGCCACAAACGUCAUAAGACCUCAGAUAGGGACCAGGACUUUUCCGAUGGAAGAACUCAGAAGUACUCUAAGGAGGAAGAUAGAAAAUACACUUCUCAAAAAGGCCCUGUAAACAGAGAGUCCAAUUAUUUUAAUGCUGGAAGAGAGAGAGAGACUGAAGGUGGGCAAGUCAAAGAACCUUUUAAACCAUCUAAGAAAGACUGUACUGCCUGUACUCAUUCAAGUAAAUGUGAUGUUGGUUUGAGAUCCUGUAAUGACAAAUGGAAGGACAAAACAAAGAAAGAGGGGGAUGGCAGAAAAGAGAGCAACUCUUCCAGUAACCAACUUGAUAAAAGUAAGAAACUUUCUGAUGUGAAACCUUCAUCUGCCACUCUUAGGAAGAAAUUGAUUACAGUUAAAGUAGAUGUGAAGAAAACAGUAAAUGCACCCAGGGUUGCUUCUAGCUAUUCCACAGAGAGACAGAUGUCACAUGAUUUGGUUGCUGUUGGCAGGAAAAGUGAAAACUUUCAUCCAGUGUUUGAACAUCUUGACUCAACUCAGAAUACUGAAAACAAACCUACAGGAGAAUUUGCUCAGGAAAUCAUAACUAUAAUCCAUCAAGUUAAAGCAAAUUAUUUUCCAUCACCUGACAUUACUCUACAUGAGCGUUUCUCAAAAAUGCAAGAUACACAAGCUGCAGACGUAAAUGAAAUUAAAUUGAAUUCAGAUCCAGAAAUUCACAGGAGAAUAGAUAUGUCUUUGGCCGAGCUUCAGAGUAAACAAACUAUGGUAUAUGAAUCAGGACAGACUCUGGUCAAAAUAAUAGAUCCAAAUGACCUACGACAUGACAUUGAAAGAAGGAGAAAAGAACGGUUACAGAAUGAAGAUGAGCACAUUUUUCACAUAGCUAGUGCUGCAGAGAGGAAUGAUCAGCAAUCCAGUUUUUCAAGGUUGGAGAAUACUCAAGUUGAUGGAUUCCAAAAACCUACAUGUUUUAUAGAAUCCAAUUUUAGAAAAUUUAUUCAGAAACCUUAUAUGAAUUAUCAAACUAUGCAGAGAAAAGACAUUACUCACAAACCUUUUGGAGUUGAGGGAAACCAUGAAAACACAAGAGGCUUUAGAAGACCUUUUAAGACCAACUUUAGAGGUGGCAGAUUCCAGCCCCAUUAUAAAUCAGGCCUAGUACAGAAGAGCUUGUGCAUUCAGGCUAAAUAUCAGCAUUUACGGUUCGCUGGCCCAAGGGGAUUUAUCACUAAUAAAUUCAGAGAAAAAUUACUGAGGAAAAAAAAGGAAUAUGCAAACAUUGCCACAGCAGUCUAAUCUGGAAUUGUUACAAACGGAAGCAACACUACAGGAUGAUAUUUGGGAGCAUCUCUUUUUGUCAGGAGUUAGAAUUGGCACUCAAGCACUAAUACUGUAACUUUCUUGAUAAAAUAACUUUAUUUUUCUGUAGUGGAAUGCUGCAACUUUUUUACACUUAACGAUUGCUUUUAAAUUACAGUAUUCAAUUUAAAAGUUGUAUUAAAUACAGUUUCUUUUGCAAAAAGUCUCAAAAGGGCAUUAUUUGUUGAUGCAUUUUUCUCUGAGCAUGGUUUCAUAGAGAAUUUAACUGAGUUAUAUCUAGACGUUUAUAUGUUGAAAG
This is a messenger RNA of Ceratotherium simum simum (southern white rhinoceros), 2520 nucleotides long. RefSeq names its product BCLAF1 and THRAP3 family member 3 (gene BCLAF3). Gene Ontology annotation, cellular component: mediator complex. Gene Ontology annotation, molecular function: DNA binding; transcription coregulator activity. Lineage: Eukaryota; Metazoa; Chordata; Mammalia; Perissodactyla; Rhinocerotidae. Gene Ontology annotation, biological process: positive regulation of transcription by RNA polymerase II. The record is from RefSeq and is a predicted model, not a curated record.